Molecule: messenger RNA, 3400 nt
Organism: Paramecium pentaurelia
Lineage: Eukaryota; Ciliophora; Oligohymenophorea; Peniculida; Parameciidae
Source: the annotation of a GenBank genome assembly
AUGAUAAGUUAGAAAUAAUUGCCCAACAUUUCAAGAACACCUCAAGCCAAAAGUUUUCACUCAAUUGAACAUUUAUUCAACUCUUCUUAAAAAUAAUCUAAAUAAUUUCACGAUAAUUCGUUAAAAUCUCUUCAUAACAUUAGUAAUGUCUCAUUCAUUCGAAAUGAUAAACAUGAGGUUAAACAAGAUGUAUUUAUAUUGUAAAAUGUCUUUAGUAAUAUUAUGCAUCUCCAUUGUUAAGCAAAUCUCAAAUGUUUGAAGUAGAGAGGCAAAGCAGACAAAGAAGAAAUGAAGUUUAUUCUCAAAUGCUUAGUGAAAAUCCAUUCAAAUUUAAUAAUGAUUCCUAAGAAGACAUAGUUCCUGAAUAUCCUCGAAGUACUUACAAAAAUUUAUGCAAAUAUUAGAAGUAUCUUCUAUUCAUGUGAAUUUAUUUGAUUUAAGAGAUAAAGAGAAAUUAGCAUAAUUAUUACAUGAAACUAGUGAAUUCUCUGAUAAAUUGUCCUAACAUGUCCCAUAAACAAAACCAGCAAAUGUUCUAAUUCAAAGAUAAGAUGUUAUAAAAUUAGCUUAAUGGAUUGAUUAUUAAAUGAAAAUAAUUGUAGUUGAUUCAAAACUUAAAGAAGAGAAGUUACUUAUAUAAUUGGAAUAAGUAUUUAAUUAGAGUCUCAAAGAAUUAGUUAGAGAAAUAUCAAUUGAUUGUGUAGAAAAAGGGUAAUAAUUUACUUGUAAUUAGAGUAUUAUUGGAAAAGAUUUGGAAUCAAUAUGUUAAUUUUAAUAAUAUAGUCAUUUCAGCAAAUCAGUAGGAUACAAUUAAUUAAGAAAAAGAAUACUUAAAUCAAUUAAAAUAAGUAAUACUAAUAUUAAUCUAGGUUCAUUAAACAUACUAAUUAUCAGUUUAAGUUUAUGAAGACAAAGUUAAAUUAUUAGAAAAAUAAAUACAAUAAUAAUAAUCAAAAUAUGAAGAAAAAAUUAUGGAUUUUGAUAAUCUAAAUUCUAAAUAUAAACAUAUUAUCUAAAAAUUUCAAGAUUUAAAAUAAGAAAAUGAUGAACUAAAAAAUAAUUAUUGUAUAACCAUGAAUGAAAAUGAAGAAUUAUCCAUUAAAAAUAAUUCUUUAUUGAUUGAAAAUUAAAAAAUAUUCAAAUAACUUAAUGAUAGAAUUAAUCAUAGUCUUUAAAAAUCAAAAAGAGGUUAAAAUGCAUAUGGAGAUUUUGAUGAUCAUAAAUCAACUAGUUGUUAUGAUUUAUAUUCUACUAUGGAAAUACAUGUCAAUAAAUUAACUUAAACAAAUGUUCCAGAUAAAAUUUAAUAAUAUGCUUAAACUGAUUACAGAUAUUUCAAACAAGUAGGUGUUUAAUGUGACAAUUUAGAUAUAGAUGAAUAACUCAUUUCAUCCCCUUAAUCAUCUAUUAAUAGGUAAUUUUUAUUAUUUUUAUAGAAAUAAUUCCAAUCCUCCUAAUUCAGAAAUUAGAAAAAUUAAGGAAAUCAAUUUUGCUUUAGAAGAAAGAGUUCGACUAGAGAUUUAAGUACAAGAUCAAUUAAAAAAAUAAAAAUAAUUAAUUUAAAGAGAAGUUGAAGCAUAAUAAAUUAAAUUAACUAAUUAAGAUAAUUUAAUUGUUCAAUUAUAAAAAGAUAUUGAAAAUUUAUAAUAAUAAUUAGAUAAGAAAAAUGAUAAUAAAUAAAGAGAAAUGACAGUUGUUAGUAUUGAUUAAUAAAAUACAGAUUAAUAAAUGACAUUAGGUCCUCAAUAAACUACUUCUUCAAUCAAAACAAAUUUAAAAAUUGAAUCACAAAAUAAAAUUCAUGAGAAUGUAUCAGAUUUAAAUAAAUUAACAUAAAGUUAAAAAUCUAAAUAAUUAAUAAAUUUAGAAGUAUCCAAAUAAUCAUAAUCAUAAUCAUCCUAAUAAUUUAAACAAACAAAUUCAACUGGAUUAAGCAAAUUAAGUUCAAUUGAAACAAAAGAUUCAAAAAAAUAAGUUAAGUCCUUUAAAAAUUCUACAUAAAUAAUACCAAGAAGAUAAUCAUAAAAUUCACUACAUGUUAGCAACUCUUAAGAAUUAGAUAAGAAUUAAAAUAAUGAGGAUCCUUUAAGUAAACUUGUUAAUGAUUUUAUGAUUGAUACAAAAAAUAAUCAUAAUUAAAGAUCUAGUAUUGUUUAAUAAAGAAGAUAAACAUAACAAUAGAAUUAUAUUAUGAUAUAAUAAGAAAAAUUAUGUAAAGAAUUAUUAUUUAUCAUUAGAAUAGAAAUAAUAAAAAUUGAAAAGGGAAAACAUUUAUGUAGAUGUCGCUUUAGCCUUUAUAAGUUAAUUAUAGCAAGAUUUUAAAUAAAAUCCAGAUUAAAUAGAAAAUACAAUAACUCUAUAAAACAUAUUAAAAUAAGUUUCCUUUUUCUAUAAAGAAAGAUUGGAAUAAAAAUAUCCAUUAUAUGCUAUUUGUUAUGAAUAUUUUAUGAAUCAAUAUGGAUUAAAGAAUGUUGCUGAAUAAAAAAUGACAUAAUUUUGUUAAAGCUUAAUAUUUUACUAAUAAAAUCAUAGAAUUAGAUUAUUCUCUAGAUUUUUAUAAUUAAAUGAAGGAAUAUCAAAUGAAGAUCUAGAUUUUUAUAUAUAAUCAUUAUCAACUCUAGAUGAACAUUCUAAUUCAUUAAAUUUGUUAUACUGUAAUUAAAAUAAUGAUUGCAUAUAUGUUAAGUAAUCUAAAAUAUAAAAAUAAUUAAUGAUAUUAAAUGAAAAAGGAUAAGAGAUACUAGAAUAACUCAAAUAAGAUUAUAAAAUAAUAAAAAGUGAGAUAUAUGUUGAUUUAGAUUAAUAUUAUUUGUUUUGCCUUGAACAAUUUUAAUAUUUAAGAAAAAUAUAAUAAGAUAAUUUUCAUGAACUAUUUUUGGCAAUAGAUGUUGAUGAUAAUUAGAUCAUAAAUAUUGAAGAAUUUUUAAUAUUAUUUAAUUUAAUUGAAGAUAAUUAAAAUUAUUUAUUGUAUAAAAAAUUAUUUUUGAAAGAGAUUCAAAAUAAUGAUGGAUUAAACUUUUAUUAAUUUGGAAUGUUUUGCAUGCAUAAUAAUUUGUUUACAAAGUAAAGAUAGGAUAAUUUCUUUUUUUCAAAUUAAGAUAGCAUAAAUUCUAUAUAUAAUAAUUGGGGAUAUUAAAGAAAUAUCAUUACUGGUAGAUUGAAAUAGUCCAAUUGUUUUAAUUAAUAUUAUUAGAAUUUAAUUAGGAAAUUAGAUAAUGUAUAUUAUAAAAUUUAAUAUUAUUAGGCUUUAAAAAAUAAUUUAAGUUAUACUUGGAAUUUAUGGAAAAUCUUAGAAGAAUAAUCCAAAAAAGUAUUCUUGGAUACUAUAAUUAUGAAUUUUAUAGGAAAUAAUUUAAAUAGCAUAACUGAAAAAUAUGAAUUUUUAUUCUCAAAAGAUUGA